Messenger RNA from Argiope bruennichi, 3504 nucleotides. RefSeq names its product kelch-like protein 26. The coding region runs from base 165 to 1985 and encodes 606 amino acids. Gene Ontology annotation, molecular function: protein binding. The record is from RefSeq and is a predicted model, not a curated record. Lineage: Eukaryota; Metazoa; Arthropoda; Arachnida; Araneae; Araneidae. The transcript is spliced from 3 exons.
AUGGCUGACUAUUUUUGUUUACGUUUUGAGAUAAAUUUGGAUUGCUUAAGGGAGGAACGGAAAAGAUGGAUUUCACGUAUUAUUUAUUUCACAAACUGAAGAUCAUUACCAAGAAGAAGAUGGAUUGAAAAUUUUUUAGGGCGUGAUUAUUAAUCCAAACAAGAAUGCGAGAAAAUAGAAGAAGCCAUCCUACUCUUAGUUCAAGAGCUGUCCAAUUUGAGUCUCCAUCUCACAUGGGAACUCUAUUAAGUGGACUCAAUACAUUACGAAGUAAAGGGUUGUUGCUUGACAUAACCCUCAUUGCUGGAGGACAAGCUUUCCAAGCACAUCGAGUUGUUCUUGCAUCGUGUAGUGAUUAUUUCCGUGCAAUGUUUACUGAUGCUAUGAAAGAAAGUCAGCAAAGUGAAAUCUGUUUAAAUGGUGUGACUGCUGAUGGAAUGCGCUAUCUGCUUGAGUAUGCUUAUACCUCCAAAUUAGGCUUGAGUUUAGCUAAUAUUCAAGAUGUUCUGUCUGCUGCAAAUCAUGUGCAAUUAAUAGCAGUUGUUGAAGCUUGUUCUUCAUAUUUAAAGGAGCAACUGGAUUUAGAAAACUGUGUUGAUGUUGCUACAAUAGCAGAAAUAUAUUCAUUACACAAAUUACUGAAAGAGGUAUACCUCUUCAUAUGCGGAAAUCUUAGGAAGUUUGCGGAAAAAUCAGAAUUUUUAAGGCUGUCUCCAUUCCAACUGGAAUACAUUCUUAAGUGUGACUAUCCAGUUGAUUGCUCCGAAACGGAAGUUUUAAAUGUUGUGCUAAAAUGGAUUGAACACCAACCUCAUGAAAGGUUUAAAUAUGUUCACCAGUUGUUGAGAUAUAUUCAUUUUAGUGAAAUAUCUUCAGUAGAUUUGGGUAACUUUUUUGAAUCGCCUGUCCUGAAGUGCCUUUGUUCAAGUAGCAAUUUAUGGAGCCGUCUAUGGCAUAUGCCUAGCCAUUCAGCAUGGCAAGAGCAACGUGGCAUGUCUCUUAUCAAUUCCAGAGGAAUGGAACUUGCUAUUUUGAAAGUUGGAGGUUUUGGUAUCAGUGGUGUGACGAAUGAUAUUGCAUAUUACCUCUCAAGUAUUGGUAAGUGGAGAUACUUGACAUCUAUACCUCAUGUAGAACAAUGUAACUUUGGGACAGCAGUUCUCAAUAAUGAAUUGUACAUUGUUGGUGGAUGCUUUAAUCAAAGUCUUCAGGAGAACGUUCAUCCUUUUGGUUUUCGUUAUAAUCCUUUAACAAACUCUUGGUCAACAAUGGCCCCAAUGCAGAAAGAGAGAUGUCGUUUCUCUUUGGGAGUUGUUAACAAUCACCUGUUAGCUGUUGGGGGUGUAGGAGAAUCUGGGGAUUUUGAUGCCUUGGAUGGUCCUGCUCCAUGUGAAAAGUAUGAUCCUUUGACAGAUGUUUGGACACCAGUUGCACCUUUUCCUGGAUCAAUAGCUCAACAUGCUGGUACAUCCUGGAGGAACUUCUUUUAUAUAUCUGGUGGUUUAGAUGAGGACUUAGUGCUGAAUGCUUUAUGGAGACUCAAUACUGAAACUGACCAUUGGGAAAUUCGGGCACCUAUGAUUACACCAAGAGCAGAUCAUUCUAUGGUUUGUUGUGGUGACAAAAUCUAUGUUUGUGGUGGCUGGUAUGAAGAUGAGACUACAGGAUCCAGGGUGUUAGUUGAUUCUAUAGAUUGUUAUAGCAUCACUAGAGACACGUGGACUGUGAUAACUCGGGUUCCUACUCCUCGCUAUCAUGCUGGAAUUGUUGUUAUUGGUAAGUGGCUAUAUAUUGUUGGUGGUUUUCACAGUGCUACAACUUUUGACCGUGCCAGUGGUGUUGUGGAGUGUUAUAACAUGGAAACAGGAGUAUGGACAGUUGGUGACAAUUAUCCCCAAGACAUUUGGGAGCAUGCCUGCUGCACAUUGUAUGUGCCUCGAUGUAGGGAUGAUCUUGAAGUUAUACCGGACAAAAAUUUGAUCUGAAUUUGCAGGUGAUAUUCUUGUUUUUAAUUGUUGAAACAGUUAGUAAUGUGUUUUUAUACUUGAAAAGAGUUUUACUAUUUCCUGACAUAUAUUGAAAUGUAGGGGAUCUUUUGAAAAGUUAUCAGUGUGUUUUUUCUGUACAAUUUGUUUUGCAAGCAAAGUUGAAAUAUUUAUUUUUUAUAUAGUAUAGAAAAAUCUGUUAUAAUUUAUGUGCAAAAGUUUUGAAUCUUACCAUCUUUACUUUUAUGGCCCACUGUGCAGUGCUUUUAAAAUGUUUAUUUAUUGUGUAUAUUUUUAUUUGUGAUCUGAUUACAUUUGUAAUAAUUUUUUUUCAUUAAAUUGUGUAUGUAAUGGCUUUUUUUUUCUGUAUUAUCUGAUAUAAAGACAUACUUGCUUUUUAUUAUAAUGAAUUUUAUAAUAAAAAUCUGUUUAGUAUUUCAGUGGUUAAUUUUAGAUUUUAAUGUGAAUAAAAUUUAUAAUAAGUCACAAAAUAGAUGAUAAAUUUAAGUUGCAAUAAAUAUUUCAGCUCUGCUUGUAUGUUUUGUACUUAUAUAAAUAUAUAUAUGUAUACAUGUAUAUUGUAAAUUUUUGUAAUUAUUCACUGCUUGAAUGCACAACGAUAUGCUAUACAUAAAGUAUACAACUUUUCUCUGAGUUGUGAAAAAAAAAAGCAUAUUUUUCUGAAAGUUGCCAUAGAACGAAUUCUUGUGAUUUUCUGUAUUAAGCAUACAGUUCAAUAUAUUUUCAUUAUGUGUUAAUAUUGAUAAGUGGACAUUGAUCAAUAUCAAUUGGUGCUCAACAGUAUGUUACACUUAAAUUAUGCAAAUUUUCUCUUGAUCUUAAAAAAAGCAUAUUUUUUCUAAAAGUUGUCUAUGAAUACAUGUGAAAUGUUAUUUUGUUCCCAUGAAACACUCAAUGCAAUACUUUAUUAACCAUAUAUUAAGAUUGAUUUGAUGUCUUUUAUCAUUACAAUUGGUGCUGAGCAUUAACUCUAUUUAGAAAUAAAAGCAUGUGUAUCUAGAAAACUGUAGUGUUAAGAAUCUCAGUAUCUUUUCAUUCAUACAUAUGAUGUGGCUAUUCUAAAAACUAGUGAUAUUAUUCAAACUGUGCCUUUGGUAGAUGCAUUUUUUGCAAGUUAAUUGUGAUGAAAAUUAUAAUCUGCCUAAACUUUCAAACCUCAAACUUCUUCAAAUAUUAUUUCCUUAAUGGUAAUUAUUAAAAAGUAUACAUUCAUUUUAUGAGAUGGUAGAUAAUGAAAUGUAUAUUUUCAAAUAUAAAUUAUGUAUAAUUAUUGAUAAUGUUUUAUGUUCAAAUAUUUUUAAUUGCCAUUGAAAAUGGAUAUUUAUAAAGAAAUGGAAAAGAAGGGAAAAUUGGUGUUUAUGAGUAUGCAUAUAAUUCUAGUCAACUUUUUAAAAAUGUAUGAUAAUUUUUUAUAUAAUUUUAUGUUACAAACUUGGUUAUUAAAAAUAUAUUGAUAUUUUUGCAAUGGCUCAUAAUAGUAUACUUUUUUAAAGAUGUU